Molecule: messenger RNA, 5057 nt
Organism: Pocillopora meandrina
Lineage: Eukaryota; Metazoa; Cnidaria; Anthozoa; Scleractinia; Pocilloporidae
Source: the annotation of a GenBank genome assembly
UUGUGGUGUCGCCUUUCACGGGCUAGACCAUCAGCUGUAAACAUUUUGAGCUAGUCAUUAUCCAAAGAGAUCACACAAGAAACGCGCCACGCACUUCGCCGAACAUGUCUUAUGGAAAACCCCAAGCUUCAUGGACUUGUGAGGAUGAUGCUGUUGAGCCUUUUUCUUGCUCAGAAGAAAACUCCCCGACCCCUUCUUCAAUCAGCGGGGAUGGGGACUUAGAGAAUGUCAGCAGCCCCAUCGCUCAACAAGGUAGGCGCAAGCUGAAGAGGCGAAGAAAGCGCAUGCUAACAGGAGUCAGCCGGCAGCGGCGCGCUGCGAAUGAACGAGAACGCCGAAGAAUUCAAGGUGUAAAUCAAGCAUUCAUCGACUUGAAAAACGUACUUCCUUUGGCUCACUCUGUGGAUAUUUCAAAGAUUGACAUCUUAAGAGUGGCGACGAAGUGGAUAGACCACCUGAGUAAGUUACUAGAUCAGGAUCAAAGGAUAAACUCGGAACCAAAAUUUGCUGUCCAGCCGCAGUUGUAUGAUUUUCUUGGAGAAGAUUUUUCGAUCAACGUUCACGAGCUCGAAGACGAUUGCUUUCUUCAAGGACAAGGUAAGUUACUUUGCGUUUGUUUAUUUUUUUGCAUUCUUAUCAGCUCAGCGCAAGAGCCGAGUCGCUAUCUUUUACAGCUCUAAGAGCGAAAAUGCCUGGCUUAUUGUUAUCAUAGAAUUUCAGCAAACUGUUAAUCAUAGCCUUGUGUACCUUAUUUCUUUUGAUGCUUAAAUACCAGCGAGUUAAAUUUUCAACUGUUUCUCCGCAUGUUUCCAAGGUGCCGCGUAAAAUCAAUCACGCUGUUUAAAAAGACAACAACGCAGAAAUCUUGCCUUUCAUUGACUUUUCAACAAGGCAGGAUCGAUUUACCUCUAAACCUGGCUAUUGCAUUCCUAUUUCCCGCUUUUGACCCAAGACCUUAUAUGGAAAGGAAGCACUUUUAUUUCAAAUAUCAAAUUCUUACACUGAAGUCAACAGAGCACCUUUUUAUGAAAAAUUCUUUAGUACAUUCUUUUCUGCGAAAUUCACCGAGUCCAUCCAAGAAACCGUGUGGUAUAAUCUCUACAGCCAAGAGAGGGAUUCUAUUUCGGACAAUGUAUCCCUGCGGUCUUCGAUUAUUUGUUGUAGGCCAUGUUACUCCAGACAGGUCUUAGGAUUUUUUGAAAGACAAAAAAAAAGGACUGAAAGAGCUAUGAAGUACCAUAAAUACAUGGGCCUUGAAGCUAAUUAUAGCGUACUUCUCACCCGCACAUAGCUGACACUUCUGACGGAGGUUAUAUCUAAAAACUCCCGCCGUUUAAUUCUGAAAGAUAUUUGAAAUCGUAUCGAAGUUUAUGAGGAUUGAAGUAAUUCGCAAAGGAUAGGCUCGAUACAAAUUGCCUCCGUAUAUUUAAUGUGUGACCUGUUUCCAUGUUUAUCAACCAGCUGAGGUUUAUUUCCUCUCCAAAUACAUCAAAAGCGCCGACCAUUUAAACAUGUCAGACAACUGAUAUGACGUUUGUGUGUUUACGUUAUUCCGUUAGAGAAAGCGCUCGGCUUUAUGGCAAUUACUUAGAAAAAGAUUGGUCGGGAAAUAAAGUUCACUGUUGUGUUGGCUAGCGUUAUUUAAUUAUCUCGCAGGUUGGAAAAUGAACCUAAUCCGUCAGCUUACUUUAUUCUAGAGAAUUCGAGGGCCUGUUACCCAUGUUUUCUGCCAAAGUUUUGAAAUAUUUCUGCUAUUUUAGAAAAUAGUUUUGCUCGCACUUUCCAUAAUUUCUUCAUAGUUUAAAAUAGGUAUCUUAAAGCUCAGAUAAAUCAGUUAUCUCCAAAGAUUAUUUGCAUUAAGAAAUUACUGUGAAAAGUAAGCCCAAUUGUUUGACAGCCCAACCAUUUUACUGAAUAAACUCUAUCAUUCAUAAAGGGCACAUAUGAAUAAACCAUUUGAUAUUUCUAAAUUCCGUGAACAAACUGGAGGGAAUUUUAUUAAAAUUCUUUUAUGAUCUACUUCUCAGAUACCAACUUAAUUACGCUUUAUCGAUCCCCAACCGUUCCAAUGUCGAUUUGAUGUGAACACCAUAAAAAUCCAAUAAAAAAAUGAUUUAUGCUAGACUAAACAUGAAUGGCAAACAGAGAGAAAUAAAGCAAGGGACAUUUUUCAUAUCCGGUGUUACUUUCCUUCUCUAAUGAUCUUAAGGAGAAGAAAAAUGCGGUUAAGACACCACGUUUUAGGCUAAGAUUCCUUCUUAUCUUAGUUUGGGUUACAAAUAAUGGUUGUCGUCUAUCAGUUUGGGCCAGUGUGUUCUUAAAGUUAAGGUUAAAGUCAUUGAUAAGAUCUUUCUUGUUAAAUGCUUUGUCAAUAAUGACUUUCGAUAUUACCAAGUGUGACAGUUUUAAAAUCACCAAAGGCAAUUAACUCCUCUUCUCAAAAAUCACUCGCAAAUCUUUUUAGAAGCGUCAGUAGUCUUUCUGAAACAUAUUGAAAAAAAUGGAUCAGAAAUGAUAUGGUAUUGUUUAUGAUCCAGUUUGAUCACAACAAGCCACUCGAUCCAUCUGAGACAGAUCUUAAACGAGUCAUUCGAUUUUCGCAUGUUGUCAGAAUUGGUCACCCCGGAGAUGAGGGCGCGACCACAACCCUGGCUUGCUUAUCUGUUGGUAACCGAUUGACAAUCCGCUUGGCUCCUGGCUCGACAGAGGUGUCGAAAAUAUUCAAAAAUAAAAAUGUCCUAUCCUGGCCUAUUUUGAAAGCCUGCUCUGCUUAUCAUUUGGUGCAGAUUCAUUAUGCUAAUGAAACAUUAUCCAAAAAUAGACAUACAAUGCCAUCACGACUCGACUUCACAUGCAAUAAGAAGUGUGUGUGCCAUAUCUUAGGAUUAUGCGCUCUCGUUAUUACGUUAUCUACUUUUACUGGCCUUUAUGAGAUAACUUUAGAGAAUUUCACCAUAUCUGACUUCAAGGAUAAUGGCUCACAGCGUUUUUAGCCAGAGAAAAUGCACUUAUAACUAAUAUAAUCAACUGGAUGUUAAAAUUAACAUUAAAUGUCGAGGAUGCCAAAGGUAGUAAUCUACCUACGAUAAUUUAUUUGGUUCCAAAGCCUUGUCGUUUUUUUGUUUAAGUUAAGUGGGCGGUGCCGUAAUGAAAACGUCGCAUACGAAAGAUUGUACUUUUUAAACACAUAACGGCGCAGACAAAUGACAGAGCCCUGAUAAUGGGCGUCGACCUUCUUACCGUUAUCUACUGAUCCCUACAGGUAAUAUUGGCACUUGUCCACAGCUAUACUUUCAGCAUAUCUCGGCAGUACUCCUCUUGUGAUCAUUUGCACAUCGUCUUUCCAAACUUAUAUAGAUUUGAAAAAGUGGACAGUCUCAAGUUAUAACAAGCUUCCUUACAAGGGUGGCAUAUUGACGUCAAGAGUGCAACUAAAGGAGGAAGGUCUUAAAUUACAUGUGAUCCCCGUUGAUGUUAAAGCGAUAACAAUGCUUAUGCUAAAACAGCGUCACAUCCCCAGACACUUGUGCACACCACAAUCACCUCCCUCAUACUACAAUUAAAAAAAAAUGCAGAUUUUCACAAAACCGUCGAAAGGUACAUCAACCGAUUCAACAGACCUCUCCUUGGUCUACAGUUCCAGGUUGAUAUGAAUAAUGACGCAAUUUUGUAUAUAUUUAAGACUCAGUGUAUCUUAUAAAUCCUUAAUAAUCUCACUAAAACAGGAAAUGGAAACACCCUGGUGUGUGGAUAAACUUUUCAUUUUGUUUUCGUCAGGGAUUAUCCCUCAAUCCCUUAAUCGAGUCUUAAAAAUAAUUGCUUGAACUAUGGCCAAUGAAGGAUUUCUUCUCUUACACAAACACUUGAAGCCUGCUUUACAUUUCUGGUUAAAAACCGAGAGAACCUGACCGGAAAGUGAAAGGACCGGAAGUGUAUAUGCAAAACAAGCAAAAUGUAAGGCCACUCACUAGUCAAGUACUGCUCAGGUCUGAUAGGCUUCUAUUGCACCAGAUUGAAACUCAACAAAUCGUUAAUAACGCGAACUAAAAAAAAAACUCUGCCACUUACGUGUUUCUUUUCAUUUUCUUUUCCUUGUAGACAUAUGGUCAGACAGCUCCAACCUGGAAGGACUCAGCGACUUCUGCAUUCACACCGAGGAGCCUUUUCUGAAAACUCUCCUCCGCAGUAGUUUUAAUGAUACGGACAGUUUCACUCAACCACUGUUGGAACUUACGGACCAACUGUAACUGUAUGAAUUCAUAGAGGACCAGCCCAACGUAUAGCAUGGACGUUUUCCGGGAGUUUUUCCUGUGGAUCGCCACUUUGUUUCUUAGGAAUAAAAUUUGGUGCGUAAGGUCACUAGAACAACGGCUGGGAAAAAAUUCGUGAGACAAGGAAAAAAUACAUGUACACGCAGAUUUUCUGCCUGGUCGGGAUAUCUAACGAGGAGAUACACGAUAGAUGUUUGGCAGAUGAAUAUUUCAAGAGAUAUUUUGAGUGAGUCCCAGCACGAACCGACAUUUGUUCUGCAAAAAUUUAAAUCCGCUAAAUUUUCAUGCUACGCGUUACGUUUAAAUACCUAUGUCAUUUUUAGUUUCAUAGCGAUACUCCUGUAUUUGAGGGAAACCUUAAAUUAAUAGUUAGCUGUCGAAAACAAUCUCCAAGAAACGUAAGAAGAGACUGUAAAGUAACCAAGAUGACUACAUGUCAUCAACACAGACCGCAAAUUAUUACGAAUAAUGACAUUUUUAACAUGUACAAAUAGCUCUUCAUGUCCAUUAGAAAACAAUACCAAGAAUGAAAAUAUUUGUAGAUAUGUAACAAACAUAUGAUCAAUAAUUAAAAGAGAAACUAGGCGUAUAGUGUAGUCAGUGAAGUCGGCUCUUUUAAAGCAGUCGCGAUAAACUCUAUUUAGUUUGUAUCAAACCCUAAAUGUUUCGUGUAGGAACUAAGACAACCUAAAAGUACUACAUCACUAUAUGACAGAUACGACAUACUUCUAAAAGCUAAAUGAUAAAUAAUGAAUGAAUGAAAAAUAAUAAAUAUAGAUGACCGAC